AUGGAGCCCACCAUGAACCCUAACGACAGCCCUCUCAGCAACCUCGAUUUGUGGUGCGACUGGAGCGGCAUUCCAGAAGAACCGGUGUCUAUCACAAUCGCCAUGGAGCUACAAACCUGCGGUCAUCCCAACCUCAAUUUACCAAUCCUCAAUGUCCAGGCGCCAAACACCGUCAAAAUCCCGUCUUGGGUCAUCCGGUUGAAGCCUGACUUCCACUAUGAUACCGACACACCCGAGAAAGAGGCUUGGCAGUCUGGCCAAGAAUAUGGUGACGAGACCGAGACAUACCCUGCCAAUAGUGACUCUGUUGCUGAGUCUGCGAGUGUUGUUGUUCAUGAUGGUUCGCGUGAUGAAGAUCCCCUGGUUGUCCCUCGUACUGUGGAUACCUCGGGGACGUACGCACAGGUUGAUAGCUCGGAUAGCUCAACCUCUUCUGGCCUUCGCAAGAGCCAGGUUAACAGCCUAGGCAGCCCGCAUUCCUCAAACCCUCGUAAGAGAUCCGCCAAAGCUGCUUCUCUGCCAGACUCAAUCCCUCCUGACGAUGAGUACCAAGGUACCCGACACAAACUUACGAUGACCAAGAUCGACCCGCCGGCGGGACUGGAGACUGUGUCCCAGGACACUAGCACCACCGUCGAGGAGAUCGUCAGCCUCGUUCACAGUCGUCCUGCCAGUCUGGAUGAAACCAGUGUGAUGCCUGAGAACAUCCUGUUGCCUCAAGACCCGCCGACUCCGGGUCUUGUGCCAGUUUCCCCGAGCGCUACAUCCGAGCGUCUCUCGCUAAACAGCAAGACAGCGGCGGUUAACGAUGCACCGGAACCAGGCGAAAUCCCUCUUUGGCAUAAUGCAGAAACUCCCAGCAAGAUUGACUUGAGCGGUACUGAACCGCUCACCGAAGCGAACUUGCUCCAGCGGAAUUAUGAUACACUUUCUACUCGUGGGUGCAAUGGAAGCUUUUCCGACACCGGAGACAGUGACAAAGAAAAGGAGGACCUACUUCUUUCACUCGAAUCCAUCGGAUCGCCAUCGUUUUUCUCGUGUCCUGGGUAUAACCCUCUGCCCCGGACGUCCGCCGAAAUCGCCGAAAAUUACAAGCCCAAGCUCAUCUUGAACAACGGCAUUCUUUACGUGCAGACCCUUCCCGUUGGCUACUCCGCGACGUACCAAAUCGCAAUUUCGCUCAAGGUCAGGUUGCAAAAAGGAAAAUCCAAGGAUUGGUUGGAGUUGGCUGUGAGUGGACUGCCUCGACUCGCCCAAUUCGAGUCUGGUUAUCUCUACUUCCGAACACCCCCGGGUCAGGGAAUGGAAUUCGUGACUUCGUCUUUCAAGCGACAUACGCUUGUGGAAAGCUGUUUGAUGGCCCAGUUCGACGGUGGAAAAACCCUCGUGUGUGCGUUUCGUAAGUGCAAUGCAGAAUACUACGGACAACUCAAGGACUACAAAGUCAACACAGUCAUACGGACAGAGGUGGCAGAGGCCAGCGGAUCGUCCUAUCUGAUCAAAUACAAUGCUGUUUGUUCCGUUGAUCUCAUCAACCACAACUUCUGGGCCGAGAAGUGCAAAUUCUACAUUUUUGUGCAUGGCGGCCCGGAUGGCGAGUUUGACGCCGUUUUUACAGCUAAAAAGCCUCUGAUCAACUCCGUUCGGCUGCAAUCAGAUAGCAUUGGAAUCUCGCGCCUCAAUAUUGUCAGCAUCCCACAAGCUCUGGAUAUGUUCAUGGUAUCGUGGGAGGUCAAUUUGCCACAAGGCAAGACUACCUGGCAGCCAUGGAUCAAACCCACGCUCAGCUACAACGAAGCUGAGUCUAUUCUGCAAGAAGAUUACGCCAUUUAUGGCUCCCAGAAUGAAACUAUACCUCUGAAACAUCUGAAUGCUGAUACUAGGUGCCAAUUUUCAUGUGGUCAACCGGGAGCCAUCUGUGUUCCGGAGCUUAACUACUUUAAGCCUCAAGUCCCGAAAACUCCAUGUCUCCAUGAUGGUUUUGCCAUUCACAAGCCUAAACUGAUUGGGCCUUUAUCUGGCAAAAGUCCAGCUUCCAAGUCUACGAGUACACAGACCCUAGUCGCAGAGACUCCAGCUCCAUUCGCUGAGCCAAAGAAGCCACGCCGUGUACGCGGACUGUGCACCCUGUUGACCCUGAUCAAGUUUCUUUUCCAUGUGCUUAGUUUUCUGGCAUCUGUGUACAUCAUCUACAGGUCGUACUUGCUGCGCAACUCUGUGGUCUACGAAGUUUGUGUCUAUGGCCCAGUGGAGUACGCAAAGAAUCUUACUACCAAUCCUGAUGUGGAGAAAGAGGCGAAUACCGUCCUGGCGGAGUUUAAUCCGCAGCCUGAGCUAUUUCAAUCCGAAGUUCAACAGUAUGUCAACAUCACACCUGUCGACACCACCCCAAUGCCCCUGAGAGACCGCAUCGAUUACCUUCUCGGAUGGCGAGGGCCAAUUGCGCAGGAGUAA
This is a messenger RNA of Penicillium egyptiacum, 2454 nucleotides long. NCBI's taxonomy places the organism in Eukaryota, Fungi, Ascomycota, Eurotiomycetes, Eurotiales, Aspergillaceae. The record is from the annotation of a GenBank genome assembly.